This is a messenger RNA of Argiope bruennichi, 1167 nucleotides long. RefSeq lists its product as uncharacterized. The record is from RefSeq and is a predicted model, not a curated record. Gene Ontology annotation, molecular function: growth factor activity; cytokine activity. Gene Ontology annotation, cellular component: extracellular region. NCBI's taxonomy places the organism in Eukaryota, Metazoa, Arthropoda, Arachnida, Araneae, Araneidae. The transcript has 2 exons. The coding region runs from base 47 to 1045 and encodes 332 amino acids. Gene Ontology annotation, biological process: BMP signaling pathway; SMAD protein signal transduction.
UUGUUUAGCCUCGAAGGAUUUGAACAUUUAUGUCUCUUCCGCAAACAUGAAAACAAUUUCGAGUGUUUUGGUGGCAUUUUUUGUCUUAAUCUGGUCAAUCUCUAUUGAAUGCACAACAGUGGAAAGUCGUUCUGAAAAUGACAAGUGGAAAUAUAACAUGCCAUCUUUCUUUAAAAGGACAUACAAAGAAUGGUCUAAAAACAAUACGUGUAACUAUGAAAGAAUGAAAAGCCUUGCACUUGACCUGACUCCGUUAAAAAGUCAUCGGCAUAGGAUGACAACUCAAAUGGCUCAAGGUGGAUUCCCUCUUAUAAAGGCUGAAUUGCGGAUAGAGUUGUACGACAUUUCGAAUAAAAUGGCAAUGCAGAACAAAACUUUUUUUGCUGAUAUCGAUCCCAUAGACAUAAAGCUAGAUCUCUCCCCUAUAAAGUCAUCAUCUUCUCCUUAUAUAGAUGAAGAUCUUGUUGAAAUGACAUUUGAUGUCACAAAGCUUUAUAAUGCAUCGAAAAAUGAAGGCUUGGAUACUUUGAAAUUCAAGAUCAGACUCUUGCGAGGAAAUAGGAGAGUAGUAAAGGCAUUGAGCAGGGCUUCUAUCAAAGCUUUCAUAAUCAUUUACGAAAAACUGAAAUCCUGUGGUUUCCAAGACGCAUUCCAGAAAGAUGCACGUGCAAAGCGAUCGCGAGAUAUUCAUUUAGAAAACGAAAAUGUUCAAGAAGGAAAUUCAUCCCUAGGGCUAAACACGAAUGAAGAAGAGCAUUGCCACAAAAGGGACUCUUUUGUAACUUUUGCAGAAAAAGGCAUGAAUUUUGUGAUUUAUCCCAGCUAUUACAGGACUUCUGACUGUGUACUCGACCUUGCAACACCUCCCAGUCCUAUUCAAACUGAUUUGAGAAAAGAAAGAAGAAGAGGCCGAUUUGCUUGUUGUGUACCUACGGAUUAUGAUUCGCUGACUAUGGUUUUUGAAGAUGUCAAACAUGAUGGCAGGCCUGUUAUGUCAAAAUUCAAUGAUAUAGCUGCCAAACAUUGUGGCUGUAGAUUAGUUUAAAGCAAUUUUCUUACUGCAUCGCACUACUUUAUGGAUUCAAAAUAAAACAAUGUGCCCUUAAAUGGCUAUUUUUCAAUUUGUUAUUUCAAGUUUUACCCAAUUUUUUUAUGUUUUUUAAUAUG